This is a messenger RNA of Fraxinus pennsylvanica, 2046 nucleotides long. Lineage: Eukaryota; Viridiplantae; Streptophyta; Magnoliopsida; Lamiales; Oleaceae. The record is from the annotation of a GenBank genome assembly.
AUGGUCGCCGGAAAAGUAAAAGCUGCAAUGGGAUUGCAAAGAUCGCCGGUGAAUCCAAAUUCAAAGCCAGACUCAUCUCCUAAACCGUCAUUGUUAUGUACAUCAAGUUCAGCAAAGCAGCAGCACCAACCGCAGAAGGGAUCAAGCACCAGGUUUUCCCGCUCCUUUGGAGUUUACUUCCCUCGCUCCUCCACUCAGGUCCAGCCCCGUCCGCCGGACGUCACCGAACUCCUCCGUCUUGUCGAAGAGUUGCGUGAACGAGAGUCCCUCUUGAAAACCGAACUCUUGGAGCAUAAGCUUCUCAGAGCAUCCGCCGCCAUUGUCCCCGUUCUUGAAAAUGAGAUUUCAAUCAAGGAUUCUGAAAUUGAACGCUUCAAGAAAAAGAUUCUAUGUUUAGAAGCAGAAAAUGAUGCACUCAGCCAAGAGGUUGAGGUUUUACACAGAGAAUUAUCGAAACAAAACCAGAGGUACGAGGAAAAAAUAAAGGCAAUGCAGGUCGAAGUAUCUGAUAUCAAGAAAUCCUUUAAAGAGAGACAACAAGAGGAAGAGUCAUCAUCGUCAUAUUCUACGCCGAGACUUGCUGAUGUUACCAACAAUUAUAAAUCUAGCACUUUAACGAAAACUUUAAGGAAAUGUGCCACCCAGAAUUCCAUUGUAGGGAAUUUUGAAAAUGGUAUUUCUGGUAAUGUAAGGUCUGAAAUUGAGGAAAAGAAAGAGGAUUUAGUAGGAGUGGCGACAAUUGAAAAGCCUCGACUCUCUCGGUGUAAUUCUGAAGAAAUCUUUGGGGGGGUAAAAUCCCGUGCUCCACGCGUUCCUAAGCCACCUCCAAAGCCAUCGGCAUUGCUUUUAUCAUCGUUUUCGUCAUCUACAUUAUCAUCUUCUCUCUCUUCCCCUUCGUAUGGUUCUUUAUCGGAUUCUGCCGAGAGAGCAUUGGCUGAAAUUUCAAACAUUUCGCCUCCACGGCCACCCCCUCUUCCUGCUCCGCAAGUCAAAGUGACUGCUCCACCUCCUCCGCCACCCCCACCUCCUCUUCAGCAAGUAAAAGUGACUCCUUCACCACCUCCACCGCCACCUCCUCCACCGCAAGUAAAAGUAACUGCGCCCCCGCCUCCACCUAGGUCCAACUCCAAGGGAGCGCCACCACCUCCGCCGCCUCCACCGAAAGGGCUGACACCAGUUCCUGCAAAGGUUAGGAAGGUGCCUGAGGUGGUAGAGUUCUACCAGUCAUUAAUGCGGAGGGAUUCGAAUUCACGACGUGACUCCGGCUGUGGCACAGCCGAUGUUCAGGCGGCAGGAACUACAUCCAAAGACAUGAUCGGGGAGAUUGAGAACCGUUCUGCAUAUUUACUAGCGAUUAAGAGUGAUAUAGAAACACAGGGAGAUUUCAUUAGAUUCUUGAUUAAAGAAGUUGCAGGUGCUGCAUUCACAGACAUUGAGGAUGUUAUUCCCUUCGUUAAAUGGCUGGAUGAUGAGCUUUCCCACCUGGUUGAUGAAAGGGCCGUGUUGAAACACUUUGAUUGGCCUGAGAAGAGGGCAGAUGCAUUAAGAGAAGCCGCAUUUGCUUAUUGCGACUUUAAGAAGCUCGUGUCUGAAGCCUCGUCAUUUCGUGAUGAUCCUAGACAGCCCUGUGAUGUUGCUCUCAAGAAGAUGCAGGCAUUGUUUGAGAAGUUGGAUCACGGAGUUUAUAAUUUGUCGAGGAUGAGAGAAUCAGCUGCAGAACGAUAUAAAGCAUUACAUAUUCCAAUUGAUUGGAUGCUGGACAAGGGAUUUCAAAGUCAGAUCAAGUUGGCAGCCGUGAAACUGGCAACGAAGCACAUGAAGAGAGUCUCUGCAGAGCUCGAAAUGGUUGGAGGUGGUCCCGAAGAAGAAGACCUUAUUGUCCAAGGUGUUACAUUUGCAUACCGAGUCCAUCAGUUUGCGAGCGGGUUUGAUGCGGAAACAAUGAGGGCAUUUCAGGAGCUGAGGGACAAAGCCAGAUCAUGCAAUGUACAAUGCCAAAAUCAGCAGCAACAGAAAUUUGUUUGCAGGUCUUCUACAGCUUGCUAA